This is a messenger RNA of Trypanosoma cruzi, 198 nucleotides long. RefSeq lists its product as uncharacterized. The record is from RefSeq and is a predicted model, not a curated record. The transcript has a single exon. The coding region runs from base 1 to 198 and encodes 65 amino acids. NCBI's taxonomy places the organism in Eukaryota, Euglenozoa, Kinetoplastea, Trypanosomatida, Trypanosomatidae.
AUGUCAUCCGGGGUGCGGGUUCGAGCCCCGAAGAAGCCUAAGUUUUUUUCCUUUUUUUUUUUUGGAAUUCUUGUUUCUUAUUGCUUUUUAAACUUCUGGUUUGCAGGACGGUGUGCGAGUUCUGCAAUCGCACUGAUUCCAUCUGUUUCGUGGUGUGUGCGGCUGCGGCUGCGGUGGUGGCCGCGUGAGAGUGAGUGA